Messenger RNA from Panonychus citri (citrus red mite), 1082 nucleotides. Its product is annotated as intraflagellar transport protein 43 homolog. Gene Ontology annotation, biological process: intraciliary retrograde transport. The transcript has 2 exons. NCBI's taxonomy places the organism in Eukaryota, Metazoa, Arthropoda, Arachnida, Trombidiformes, Tetranychidae. The record is from RefSeq and is a predicted model, not a curated record. Bases 177 to 887 code for a protein of 236 amino acids. Gene Ontology annotation, cellular component: cilium; intraciliary transport particle A.
UUGAUCAAAGUGAUAAAUUUUUAAUCCUUGAAACUUUUUAAUCAGAUGAUUCGUCUCAAUCAAAAUAAUAACAGUAAUUGUAACCAAGGAAACUAAUGAAUCUUUUUUGUAAUCACAAAAUUAUUUUCAGUUAAUCAGUUUUAAUCUAAUUGUUUCAAUAUUCAUUUCAGUUUACCAUGUUUUCAUCCAAUGGACCAACAAUUAAUCAAAGAACAUCAUCUUCACUGAUUAACAAUAUUCAAUCAAUAAAUAAUCAUGAUAAUAAUAUUUCAUUGAUUGGAACUGAUGAUGAUCAACUGAUUAAUCUGAAUCUCGAAUCAUUAAGUUUAUCUCCUAAAUCACGAAGUGAGACUCGACAAGGCCAAAGAAAUGUUGAAUCUUCAACUGAAUUAACUAAUGAUUACGAAAAUCAAUCGAAUCACCUAUUUACUUCAUCUUCAAAUGAAUCAAAUAAAUUUGAAGGUCGAAAGCGACGUGGGUCACUUUUCGAAGAUGACCAAACUGUUCAAGAAGUUCGAACAUCAUCAUCAUCAUCUUCCCGGCUUUUCUCAAUGAAAACUGCGGUAAAUCGACCUCGACAAUUAAUAGAAUCGGAAGAAAACGAAACGAUUCCAUUUAUUCCCGAUAUCGAUGAACUAGAUGAUCCAAACGGUAAAGGAUCAACUGAUGUUCCAAAUAAUUUUCUCGUUAAUAAACUAAUCAGUUUACAAGAACUUGAAACUGAUAUAAUUAACCAUCAAGCCUUUUCUAAUCUCUGUUCAACCGAUUCGACAAUUUUAUCAUCUCGAUUAAUUGCUCAACCAUUGGUCAAAGAAGACGAUGUACCUUGGACAUGGGACAGUUUGAUUUCAGAAGUUUCAUCUUAUAUUGAACCGAACAACGAAUAACAAUCAAAAUAUUAUCUCAACAAAUUGUAGAAAUCGAUAAAACUACAAAUAUUACCUUAGAUAUAAAUCUUCCUGAAUAAUAAGUAAAGUUGAUUAUUCAAUUUAUUUAUAAAACAAAAAGUUUCAAUUGACUGAUUUUCUGAUCAUCAAAUCAAUCAAAUUGGUUUAAACGGAAGUUUAAAAGAAACAAUAAAA